Messenger RNA from Bombyx mandarina (wild silkworm), 1214 nucleotides. RefSeq lists its product as uncharacterized. The record is from RefSeq and is a predicted model, not a curated record. Gene Ontology annotation, biological process: DNA integration. Gene Ontology annotation, molecular function: nucleic acid binding; zinc ion binding. Lineage: Eukaryota; Metazoa; Arthropoda; Insecta; Lepidoptera; Bombycidae.
UGUGGAAAUCCUUUGUUAAAUGCUUAUUUUGUAUAAUUUGAACCCAACACUCAAUUAAUCAGGUAUUUUAGGCUUAUUUCGACGUAAUUGUAAGACCGAUCAUACCUGUCUCCCAAAAAUGACUGAGCAAAAGGAACUAAUAAAGAAACGUAGCAGCAUCAAAGGUCGAUUAACAGUGUUCGCGAGUCAUCUGAAAACAAUAGAUGAAUCAACGAUCACUGCCACAGAGGUCAGGGAGUUACAAUUGCGCGUUGGUAAGAUCGAAGCUUUAUAUCACUUAUACGAUGAGGUACAGUUGAAAAUAGAGUGCAGCUCUGAUAACAUGGAUAUACAAAUGGCUGAAAGAACAGAGUUUGAAACUCAGUAUUAUAAAACAUGCGCUCAUGCACAUGAAAUUUUAAAUACCUACCAAAGGCUACAUGAGAAGAUUGAAAAUGCAUCGAAUGCUUCACAUUCACGCGCUAAUCAUAGACUUGUUAAGUUACCUACCAUCCAGCUGCCCAAAUUUGGAGGCUCAUAUGAUCGAUGGUUGGAGUUUCACGACACAUUCUCAAGUUUAAUUCACAACAAUGAUGAUAUCGAUGAAGUAAAUAAAUUUCAUUACUUGAGGGCGUCGUUAGAGGGUUCGGCUGCUGUAGUAAUUCAAUCUGUUGAUUUUUCCGCAACCAAUUAUUUAGUGGCAUGGAAGCUCUUAUGUGAACGGUUUGACAACAAACGUUUAUUAAUACAAAAUCAUGUCGCUGCUUUAUUUAACAUCGACCCGAUCACAAAGGAGUCAUCUGUCAAUUUGAAACGUUUGAUAGAUCAAAUCAAUAAGAACUUGCGCGCACUUGAGUCGUUAGGAGAACCAGUAACGCAUUGGGACACACUUUUAAUUCACAUCGUCACACAAAAAUUAGAUGCAAAAACUUACCGUGAGUGGGAAGAGUACAAGGGUAAUUUAGGAAAAGGUAAAGAUAAAACUAUUAAAUUUGAUUCCUUUUUAGAAUUUUUGCAUAAUCGAGCUGAUUUAAUUGAGGGACCAUUGAAAUGUCACAAAAUGCUCAAAAAACUGUCGACAGCCUCGGUGUCAGCUGAUUGUGAUAACGGCAACAAUGCUAGUGAGUCGAGUCAAUCAAUCAAGUCUGAGCCUUCUGUGGUUCCGAGCAGUUCUCACAAUCCGAGCGUCGUACUUUCGGGAACCGUAAUGACCACUAAUGAGAAUUCAGGUCAAG